AAUAAUUUUAUUAAUAUGGCGUCGUGCAUCCCAGUUAUGUUUGACAUGCAAAAUCUCAAACACCCAUUAUAAAUACUUUUAGAAAGUCCUCUACACUUACCCCAUUGAUAAAACUUCAAUUAGCAGGGCUCUCCUUAAGAAAAUGGACAAGAAAAUAAUGCUACUCUUUUUAUGUUGUAUUUAUCAUCAACAUACAAUUGUCUCAAGUGCACUUCAAGUUGGUUUUUACGGCAAUAAAUGUCGUGGAGCAGAAUCUAUUGUUCAACAAGAAGUGCAGCGUUGGUUCUCCACUGAUCGUUCCAUCACAGCGGCCUUGCUUCGGAUGUAUUUUCAUGACUGCUUUGUGAGGGGUUGUGAUGCAUCAAUACUCAUAGAUUCCAAGAACACUCAAAUUAAGCAAUCUGAGAAAGAUGCCGGACCAAACCAAUCGGUAAGAGGAUACGAGCUUAUUGAUCGUAUUAAGAGCCGACUAGAGGCGACGUGCCCAAUGACAGUCUCAUGUGCGGAUAUCAUAGCAUUAGCCACUCGGGAUUCGGUGGCAUUAGGUGGAGGACCUAAGUAUAGCAUCUCAACUGGAAGGCGAGAUGGGUUAGUGUCGAAUCCAGCAGAUGUGAACUUGCCAGGCCCUAGUUUAACUGUUCAAGAAGCAUUAAAAUUUUUCACAAACAAAAAGUUUAGCCUCAAUGACAUGGUGACUCUUUUGGGUGCCCACACAGUUGGAAAUACGCAUUGUAGUUUGUUUCAAGAUCGGUUAUCCAGGUUUGACGGAAGUAUGGAUCGUAACUUGUUUGCUAAACUUAGUAGGACUUGUGCUGCAAGGGGCGAUCCUUCAGUUUCCUUGGACCAAAGCACUUCAUUUAUUGUUGACAACGAAUUUUUCAAACAAACGAGGUUGAAGAAAGGCAUCUUGAAGAUUGAUCAAGAACUUGCAUCGGAUAGGUCAACUGCAGGGAUUGUUGCUAAUUUUUCUGUCAAUCCAAAAGCCUUUGAACAGGCUUUUGCAAAUGCAUUGAUCAAGUUAGGUAACACAGAAGUUGUUGAGGGAAGAUUAGGAGAAAUCAGGAAAAACUGUAGGGCCUUCAACCCUUCUCAGCAGAAACGUCAACCCCUUCCCCCACGCAAGAGCUUUCCCCCAAGAAAACCAAAGAGACCUCCACCUCGCAAUGUCUCUCCACGACCUACGUUUUCGAUUCCUUUCCUUGAACCUUAAUAAAUCUCUCAGAUUCUUCCGUACCGUCAAUAAUAAGUUACACCGGCAGGAUUAUAAUCCACUUAAAUUGUUGCAAGCAUGUUUGUUAAUUUCGUUUCAUCCAAAUUUCUAUAUAUCUUCCUUCUUCAUUUGAUAUAUUUCUUAUUGGUUGAAAUUAUUGUUAUAGUUGAUUUCAUGGUUUGCUCAGUAAAAGAAACCAUGUAUUUUUUUACUCUCAAGUGUUCUCUAUUGUAACAGUUGAAAUUCAUCCAACAUCGUAGAAAUGGCAUGGUGUAGCCACUAUUUAAGGUGGUAUUUAUUUUUUAUCCA
Messenger RNA from Nicotiana attenuata, 1519 nucleotides. RefSeq names its product peroxidase 44-like. Gene Ontology annotation, cellular component: plant-type cell wall; plasmodesma. Gene Ontology annotation, molecular function: heme binding; peroxidase activity. The transcript is spliced from 2 exons. Gene Ontology annotation, biological process: response to oxidative stress; hydrogen peroxide catabolic process. The coding region runs from base 143 to 1210 and encodes 355 amino acids. The record is from RefSeq and is a predicted model, not a curated record. NCBI's taxonomy places the organism in Eukaryota, Viridiplantae, Streptophyta, Magnoliopsida, Solanales, Solanaceae.